AUGCGGUUGCUGCUUGUUCUGUGCGCCCUGUUGGCCAACCUAGUCCUUGUGAAUGCCACAACAUGGGAAGUCGGUGGGCAUGUCAAGGGCUUUGAGUUGCCGUCGCUGCGAGGAAGACAUAAAGUGGUGAGUUGGCAUACAAACAGUCUGUCGAGAAAAUAAUGAGUACGAUGUAAAAGCUUUUUAACGGUACAGUCUUUCACGCCUAUAUGUUCUAUCCAAAGCAUCUUACAACAAACCUACAUAUAAGUGAACCCGGUCUAUAGCGAACACUUUCAGAGGUACUAAAAAGACAAUUUUUGACCAAGAUGACCCCCUAACGGUUAAAAGUUCAAAAAAAUACAUAUUUCGGUACCUUUUGGGCUGGUUGUAUCAGUCCGCCGGAAAAUAAUGAGCACAAUGUCGUAUCGAAAAUCGCAUCGCCGCGGAGAAAAUGAACUAUAGUCCCCGACAAAUAAUUUAAAGUGCACAUGUAUAAAAAUUUGCACUCUGCAUUGCCGUAGGGUAUCAAAGAGGCCUGAAGAAACAUCUUGUGCCUCAGGGCAAUGUCGGGCUCAAAAUCAAGACUUCACUUUUAAUUGUCGGGGACUAUGUGUCGCAGCGCAAUCAAAUUGCUUUUCGCUUUCGUGACGCGAUCGGUGCAGCGACAUUGUGCUCAUUAUUUUUCCGACAGACUCAUAAUCCGUCAGGAAAGUUGCGAGGAAGAUUUUGGCGACAUUAACUGACCUAUUUUGCAUAGUGCAUGCCGCAAAAAAUACUCCAACAACCUCGCGUUCGGUCUAUCAGUCUGUCGGGAAAAUAAUGAGAAAAAUUUCGCUGCGUCGCUUGUGUCGCUGAAGUGAAAGGCAAUUUGAUUUUGCACGCUAAGAAAUAAAAAUGCUGGGCUCAAGGGGGACCGGCAUGGCUGCUGGUGUUACUUACAGUCCGCUGACCUUUUCCGACCGCCUUCAAAGUUUCCCAAGGAAAAACCAAACCAAACCCGUUUCAGAAAGCCCGUCUGGUGCAAGCUGGAAUGUGGGAGACGACGUGCGGAGAGGUUAUUGUGGGCCUCGGAGGAUUCAUGAUUAGUUGCCAGAAGCCGUGGGUCAGCAACACAGCCCAUUUGUACAUGUAAGGGAGAAUUGGUAAGGCCAAAAACAAACGUGUUCCAGGUUCCACCGUCUUUUCUACGGCGAACAGUGUCGUAUGUCCAAGUUCGAGAACCUUCAACUCCCCGAUGUCGGAGGCGAUUGGGAACUCUCCGAGUUCGACGAAGGCCCAGCUCCGGACAACGAAUGCCCCACCGACUACUAUGAAUCCGGUUGA
This is a messenger RNA of Bursaphelenchus xylophilus (pine wood nematode), 1305 nucleotides long. NCBI's taxonomy places the organism in Eukaryota, Metazoa, Nematoda, Chromadorea, Rhabditida, Aphelenchoididae. The record is from the annotation of a GenBank genome assembly.